Molecule: messenger RNA, 2765 nt
Organism: Nilaparvata lugens (brown planthopper)
Lineage: Eukaryota; Metazoa; Arthropoda; Insecta; Hemiptera; Delphacidae
Product: serine/threonine-protein kinase 4-like
Biological process (GO): protein tetramerization; protein phosphorylation; signal transduction
Molecular function (GO): protein serine/threonine kinase activity; ATP binding
Source: RefSeq, a predicted model, not a curated record
GACACGAUACAGGCCCUGGUGAACCUGGAAAGAAGUAUCGACCUCUUUUUCUGGACCACUUUGAUAAGAAGGAGGCUGAAGACUAUAAGGAUGAUCAAAUACCAGUAUCUUCAGUAGCAAAUAUUAGUCAUACACCAUCUGUACAGAAUAAUGUGGGAAAUCAAAGGUCGCCCGGAAUCAGCGCCGCCGAGCAGCAGAGGAUGAUGGCCGCCAUUUCGGGAAGUGCGCUGCGACCGCCUCCGCCACCGCCCCCGCAACCGCAGCCGCCUCCACCCCCGCCGCACCCGGCGCUCAUCCCCACCCGAGAAAAUCCGCCUGUUUUCCCCUCCGCAUUUAUUGAGGGCGACUUUGAAUUUCUAAAGUUCUUGAGCUAUGAUGAGCUUCAGAGUCGUAUGUCCAGUUUAGACUCGGAAAUGGAGCGAGAAAUCGAUGAACUGAGAAGGAGAUAUCAGACGAAGAGACAACCAAUUCUCGAUGCAAUGGAUCAAAAACGGAAAAGGCAACAAAACUUUUAGCUGUAUUUUGAAGAUGAACUGUUUCAGAUGGUUAUCCAUGAGAUGUUACCGCCUUCACCGAACACCGUAUCACCUCAGCACAAUCAUCUCUGUUAUUCGCUGUAUAUAAUAAUGAUAAUAGUAUUUUUAAGUGUUACGAUUUAAGACUGGUUAACUCGUGUUAGCUUCUUUAUUUUAAGAACUUGACAGGGACUCUAGAUAAUUUAGUUUCUCAUUUAUUCAAAUGUUUAAGAUCGUAUUGUAUUAGAUCAAGUCAAAAGUCUAGUGAUUCGAGGAUUAUUUUCCUUUCCGCCAUAUUAUUCUUAUGAGGUUCAAAAUUUGUUAGCUUGGUGUGUACUUAUAGGUAAGCUCCAUAGCACGUUUACACUUGUGUCCUGUGAAUUUAUGCCAUUAAAGUAUUUAUGUUUCAAAUAGUUAUUCGAGUAAAUACAUAUUUUGUCACGAUUUAAUUAUUAACAUCAUAAUCAUCAAUCAAGUAAUGACUAGAUUAUAUCCAAAAUACAUAUUUGUCCCUUAUGAGAAUUGUAUAAUUAGAGAUGAUUACCAAUUUAAUUUUUAACUCACAGUAUUUCUUCAAACAAAUUGUCAAAUUUCACUCGUCUUCCUAAUCGGUAGUUACAAUAAGUAUUCUCAUAAUUAACUAUACUAGAGAAUCAACUUUUACUAGACUCAUGAAAAAAUAAUAAACAUUAGUAGCUUAGUUAAAUAUUUGUUUGGUAUUAACUUGAUUUGCAUACAACGAAAAUAUACUUCUUAAGAACUCUUUUUAAGAACAGUUGAACAUUAUAUUCUUAUGACAACGCGUGUGAUCGUUGGUUAAAAUUAGAUUCAUAGCUCGUGCUAUCGUUUAAAUAUUGCGUGUGAUUAAAUACUUCUCAAAAUAAUAAGUUUCAUUUCGUGAAUGUAAUUGUUUUUAAAAAUAAGUGAUUUCUAGUCAGAAAAUGAGCAUUUAAUGCAAGAAAUGUAAAACAAUAAUAUCUACAGAAGUAGAAACUAAUACAAUUAUGUUGUAUUGAUGCUAAAUUUAGUAAUUUAAUCAUUUUUUUCGAUUCUUGACCAUCUAAUACCAAAUCUUAAUAAAGUUAUAUGAAAUAGAGAGUUCUAACAUGCAUUCAAUGAAACCAUUUUAGUUCUAAUAAUUACAUUAAAUAAACAUAUCCACUUGGAAUAAAGUUUUUUCUUGCCUAUGAAUUAAAUAAUUCUUUUGCCAUAUUCAAAUGAUUUUUGAUUACCCCAAAAAAUGAGUGGAAAGUUAUUGAAUAAUUUAAUUGGUUAAGUUAUACGAGUGUAAACGAUUCAAUUGUUAUUGAAACAAAUUUUCAAAAGUUGAAAAUUUAUCUAAGAAAAAAAUGAAACUCCAAUGUGUAAAAUGUACAUAUUAUGCAUUAAAUUAUCAUUUUUAUGUAAAAUAUGAAUUACGAUUAAAAACUAGGUAUUUUUGAUUCGCUAGUACAAUUGCAAUAUGAAUUUCACAGUUGUAAUUUUUUAUAAACUCAAUGUGGAUCAGUUGAUUGAAUAACUUGUAUGUAAUAUUAUGUGCAAUCAAUUUCGGUUAUAUUUUUGUUACUUAAUUUAUUAUGUGUGUAUCGUUAUGGUUUUCAAUUUAUGCACUGUGCAUAGCAUUUCACUAAAUUUUAUCUUACUAUAUGAUUGUGCUUUCUAUAGUGACAACUGUUUUGAUAUUUGAAUUUAUAUAGCGUAGUUUUGUUAUAGAACAUAAUCAAAGCAAUAAUUUUUAUCUAUGAAUCAAAAUGGAAACCUCGAUAAAGUCCACUGUAUUUUUUCGACAAAUCAAAAUAAGUACCGGUAUAGCCUGUACAUACUUCGAGAUUUGUAGAGUUCUUUAUGUAUGCAAAAUUACCUUUAAAAUAAUCACAGGCAAAUAAUCAUUAGCUAUAAUAUUCGUAAUUUUAUACAUUAAAAGAGUAACAUAUAUUGAAUUUAUUAUUAUCAUACCAAUCAAUAGAUUCUGGCUGCUUGCGCGUCGAUAAAAGUAGCUGAAUCAUGUAUACCUCCAAAGUGUAAUAUUUUCAAAUAGGAUAUAUAAGAAUGAAUCAUCAUUGAUAUUUAAAAAUGGAUAAAGCAAGUAUAACAUAUUUUCAACCCUAUAAAUAUAACUAUUUUCACAGUAUGAACUUAAUACUAAUUUAUUAUUUGAACUCAACUUUUGCCUAGUUGUUUUCAUUUUAUAAAUAAAAAUGAAGAGAUAAACUAUUUUAUAAAAUUGUCAACUAUAUUCUCAUUGAUAUA